Trichoderma harzianum CBS 226.95 is the source of this 2073-nucleotide messenger RNA. RefSeq lists its product as hypothetical. Gene Ontology annotation, biological process: positive regulation of transcription from RNA polymerase II promoter by galactose; DNA-templated transcription. Lineage: Eukaryota; Fungi; Ascomycota; Sordariomycetes; Hypocreales; Hypocreaceae. Gene Ontology annotation, molecular function: DNA-binding transcription factor activity, RNA polymerase II-specific; RNA polymerase II cis-regulatory region sequence-specific DNA binding; zinc ion binding. The transcript has 4 exons. Gene Ontology annotation, cellular component: nucleus. The record is from RefSeq and is a predicted model, not a curated record. Bases 1 to 2073 code for a protein of 690 amino acids.
AUGAACGAGUGGAUGGCAGUAGUCAGACAACUCACCACGAAUGGAGCUGCCGAACUUCCUCGGCGUCCCCCCAGCGCUAACCCAACAUCUGAUAACUUCCUGCCCCGAGAAACCCAUGCCCCUGCUUCACCACAAGGCAUAUCUUGCUCUGAAUCAUUACCGUCCACCUCAGUGACCAAUACUGUAGUGACUGGCCAAACUACUUCAACGCAUCUAGAUCAAAAUGUACCAGAGAAGCCUCAGUUUAUUGGUCUUACCAGAUCUGUCCAUGGUGUUGAAGUAGGCGAACAGGUCUUGUCGCGGGUGGAAUUCCCGCGAGUCGAAUUGCCUCCUCCUAACGGACAGCAGUUUCGUUCUUUGUCUCCCAAAGAGCCAGAUCAGCGUUUUGACGAGAAUUUCUGGAAAGGUUGCAAUCCUUCCGAGUUUGCGCGCUUGAUUCACGUCUUUCAGGAAGAAGUGGAGUCAGUAUAUCCAUGCCUGGACACGAAUUAUCUCAUCUCCAACGCGCCUGAGGUCAUCAGGUUGGGUCAGUUAUCUACGGACGCUACUCAAAAGGUUUCUGAUAGACAGAGUUCGUGCAUCGGCUUAAAGGAUUUACAGCUUGCCAAAAUUGCUAUUGCCACAGCAAUGGUAAUCGAAGGACAUGGGAAGAGUGAUAACAGCACAUCAAUGGCUAUCUCAGUCGAACGAAGCGUCAUGAGCAUUCUGCAGCCAAGUUCGGGCCUGAAGGACUUGCAGUUGCUUAUUCUUCUAAGUAUAUACUACUUUCAUAUCGACGAGGAUCUACUCGCUUGGCGAACCAUAGGCCACGCCUGUCGUGAAGCACUUAUGCUAGGCCUACAUCGGCGAAUCACGCUAUUUGAAACGUUUCCUAUUAAGGAACACCGCAAUUUGGCUGUGAGAGUCUUCUGGACCAUCUAUGUGCUUGACCGGCGCUGGAGCUUUGGCACCAACCUGUCAUUUGCAUUGGUGGAUCGCGAUAUUGACAUGGAACUGCCAGAGCCAGGCGAGGAUUGUGCAUACCUCCAAUGCAUGGUCGGAUAUGGUCGCUUAUGUUCGACUAUGUGGGAUGCACUGAUGCCCUUUGGGUUCCAUGCCAAUGAGAACCCCGAAGAGAAAACGACAGAACUUGACACAAAGACACAAGAAUGGCUUGAGUCGAUCCCUGUGCAACUCCGACUCUGUCACCCGCGACUCGGUCUGGCUACCCGGGCACAGCCUCCCGUGUUGCACAGAUUGCGGGCCUUGCUCUACUUACGAGGCAACCAUUUUCGCAUUUUGAUAUACCGAUACUAUCUCCUUGGGCCAAAUCGGAUCAGGAACUCGUAUCGCAACGCAUGGUUAGCUGUCGAAAUUGCGCAAGACAGCAUCCAAGUGCUAGUCCAUCUCAACGAUUCCUCGGAUAUUUACCGACGUCAGCAGGCCGCUUUCAAUUACUUCUUGCUUAGCGCCCUGGCUAUUCUUUUCCUAGCCGUUUGUAAUGACCCCGAAGCCUUUGCCGCGCCGUGUAAGAAAUCGCUUCAUUCAGCUAUUGAGCUCCUGCGCCAUUUUUCUAGCAAGAGCCGGGGGAGUCGCAGACUUUGGAGCAGCGUCCGAGGCAUCAUCCCCCGGCUUCGUCGGCUUGAGAGUCGCAGAACUGAGGACGUUGCCCAACAGGAUGUAGCAAGUCCUCGGAGAGAAGCAAACAGAACAAGUGAAGGAUCUACGGACACAGUCCCGGCAUUGCGGUCCCCUGAGGUGGGACCUACAGGAGAUACCAGUCUUUGUGAAGGCGGUACCAGUGCUCUCAGAAAGCCUGCAUUGAACAGAUGGGGAUCCUACAACGUUGACAGUUACUCAAGACCUCCCCCAGGAUAUAAUAGGGACUCUGAGAUGACCCCUGAUUUGACCACACCAGAUUUCGUCAGCAUGAGCAAUGAACUUAUGGGGCUCUUUGAGACAUUUGAACAAGGUCCAUAUCCUCCUCCGCAAGCUGAUACCGCGGGCUGUUGGGAAGAUAACAUUUAUGCCCCAAAUUUUCUGAGUGAGGAUCAAGGGGAGAUCUCAUGGCAUUUUAACGAGCUGAUCCAAUAG